AUGGAAGACUCAGCUGGCCUUGAAACAGGAAGAGGCCUGCAUAGCAUCCAGGCUGGGAGCAGUGGGGAAUUCUGGGAAAGAACAGUGCAGAAGAUCCUGCAUGAGGACACCCUUAGCACAGAGAUACAGUGCCAGCAUUUCAGGCAAUUAUGCUACCAGGAUGCUGCUGGACCCCGAGAGGUUUGUAGCAAACUCCAACAUCUUUGCCAUGAGUGGCUGAAGCCUGAGCGACACACAAAAAAUCAGAUCCUGAACCUGGUGGUCCUUGAGCAGUUUCUGAUGGUCCUUCCCUCAGAGAUGGAAAACUGGAUAAAGGGUCUCUUUGCAAAAAUAACCACUGAUUUCCCUGACGCAGAGAAAGUUCCACUGGACACCAGUGGGAGUCCCCUGCAAAGGGAUAAAGUGCAGAGGGAUGACAGAGAGGGUUCCUUACUAGGGGACAAACCAUAUAAAUGCUUUGAGCGUGGAAAAAGCUUCAGUUUGAACACAAGCUUCAUGAGUCAUCAAAUAACUCUUACAGGGAACAAACUAUAUAAAUGUUUAGAAUGUGAAAAGAGCUUCAGUAAGAGCACAAACCCCAGUGAACAUCAAAGAACUCACACUAAGGAGAAACCAAAUGAAUGCAUGGAGUUUGGAAAGAACUUCAGUCUGGAAAAAGAUCUCAGUUCUCAUCAAACAAUUCACACAGAAGAGAAACUAUAUAGAUACCUGGAAUGUAGAACAGACUCUGCCAUUACUGCCCAUCCAAGAAUCCAAACAGGGGAAAGAUAUCAAUGCUUGGAGUGUGGAAAGAAGUUCCAUCAUAGUUCUCGCCUUAUUACUCAUCAAAGGAUCCACACAGGGGAGAGGCCAUAUCAGUGCCCGGAGUGUGGAAAGAGAUUCAGUCAGGGUUCUAACCUUACUUCUCAUCAAAAGAUUCACACAGGGGAGAAGCCGUAUAAAUGCUUGGAAUGCGGAAAGAGUUUUAGCCAGAAGUCAAAUCUCAUUUCUCAUCAAAGAAUCCACACAGGGGAGAAACCAUAUCGGUGUUUGGAGUGUGGAAAGAGCUUUUGCAGAAGCUCAUAUCUCCAUUGCCAUCAAAAAAUUCACACAGGGGAGAAGCCAUAUAAAUGCUUGGAAUGUGGAAACAGCUUCGGUAAGAAAAUACACCUCACUUACCAUCAAAGAAUUCACACAGGUGAGAAACCAUAUCAAUGCUUGGACUGUGGAAAAAGCUUCAGUUGCAAAGCAAACCUUACAAACCAUCAAAUAAAUCAUUCUGGGCAGAAACCACAUGAGUGUUUGGAGUGUGAAAAGAGCUUCCAUCACAGUUCUCACCUUGCUACUCAUCAACGUACUCAUACAGGGGAGAAACCAUAUAAAUGCCUGGAAUGUGGAAAGAGCUUCAGUCAUAGUUCCAACCUUACCGCCCAUCAAAGAAUCCACACAGGGGACAAACCACACAAAUGCCUGGAAUGUGGUAAGAGCUUCAGUAAGAAGUCAAAUCUUAUUUCUCAUAAAAGGAUUCACAUAGUGGAACUUUGGUAG
Molecule: messenger RNA, 1527 nt
Organism: Rhineura floridana
Lineage: Eukaryota; Metazoa; Chordata; Lepidosauria; Squamata; Rhineuridae
Product: zinc finger protein 883-like
Exons: 4
Coding region: 1-1527 (508 amino acids)
Biological process (GO): regulation of DNA-templated transcription
Molecular function (GO): RNA polymerase II cis-regulatory region sequence-specific DNA binding; DNA-binding transcription factor activity, RNA polymerase II-specific
Source: RefSeq, a predicted model, not a curated record